Messenger RNA from Geosmithia morbida, 1620 nucleotides. RefSeq names its product Rsm1-like. NCBI's taxonomy places the organism in Eukaryota, Fungi, Ascomycota, Sordariomycetes, Hypocreales, Bionectriaceae. The record is from RefSeq and is a predicted model, not a curated record. Gene Ontology annotation, molecular function: zinc ion binding. The coding region runs from base 1 to 1620 and encodes 539 amino acids. Gene Ontology annotation, cellular component: nucleus. The transcript is spliced from 2 exons.
AUGAAUGCUACGAAACGCAAGUUCAACACCCUUCUUCAGGGUCUGGGGAGCCCGCGUCAGGGAAACGGCGACAACGAUCGUCCCGGCUCUCGUCCUGGGACAGCGCCGGCAAAGCCACCGCAGACAGCGGAAGAAGUCGAAGCCCUUCUACAGAAACGCCGCCGACUAGGAUUGCCCCAGUCAAACAGCGGUGGCAGCACCGUCGGCAGCCCCAAAGCCCCAACAGAGAGCACGGCAAGGGCAAGGACAGCAACAACACUACCAGCGGCAGCAGCCUCGGAAGCCUCGCCAAGCCUGACUAGAACAGGCUCCGGCUCGUCCGUGGUCGGUAAGCGGGCUGUUGCCUCCCAGAAGAAGGUCGAGGAGAAGCCGCUGGCACGAUUCUGUCCGAGCGACCGGAGCGAGCUCCUCAAACGACUGGCGACCUUUAACGAUAUAACGGACUGGACACCCAAGCCGGACAGGGUCAGCGAGAUCGAGUGGGCCAAGAGAGGCUGGGUGUGCCAUGGAAAGGAGACUGUCCGGUGCGUUCUGUGCCACAAGGAGCUCGUCGUCAAAGUCAAUAAGAAGGAUGUUGGCGGCACCGAGGUCUCGGUGUUGGUGCCAUCCGAGAUUGAGGGUGCCCUCGUCGACAAAUAUGCCGAGCUUAUCACCGACUCCCACCUCGAGGACUGCCUGUGGCGAAGGCGAGGCUGCGACGGUUUGUUGAACACCCCCCGACCUCUUCCCUCAUACAUGCCUGCUAAUCCGGAGCCGUGCCCUGCAGACACUCUUCUCCGACUACAUAUCGCGAACACGUCGUCCGCCGUACAGGACCUCAAGGAACGAUACCAGGAGCUGUGCUCUAGAGAGUCGUUCCUCCCCUACGAAUUUAACCUCCGACUCCCCGUGGAUCUGGACCUAGACAAGACCAUCAAGGAGCUCCCCCCCGAUUUCUUCCAGACAGAAGCUGGGUCCCCCGAGCCGCCGAACCGGACCGCCCUGGCCCUGGCCCUCAUGGGCUGGCAGGGUCUGUCCAACGUACGCAUAGGUGCGGUCUCCAACUCGGCGUCGUGCCACACCUGCCUCCGACGCCUGGGUCUCUGGAUGUUCAAGAGCAGAGAGGUCGGGGACAGCGGCGAAGUCAUCGUUCCGGCACCCAUGGAUCAUCUCGACGCGGUCCGCGAGCACCGCUUCUUCUGCCCCUGGAAGAAUGCCGACACGCAGAAGCUGGCCACCACCAUACGGGUGGCCGAGAACGAGCCCCAGCCGGCAUGGAAGAUCCUCCUGCAGACGCUCCACAACGACUCCCACCUGCGGAGCGUGUACGCGGGUAAGCCGAAGAGCCAUAAGCCGUCGGCGUCGGGUCCCCCGUCGACUCCCGCUAGAGGCGUGCGGCAGACGGACCUGCCCAAGACCCCGGGUACCUCCCACGGCCCUGCUGCGGACAUGGCGUCCACGCCUGCGAGCACGGCCGAGGAUGAAGACAAGGAGCAGGAGAUCAAGGAUAAGGAGCGGUGGGCCAGACUGAAGAGAGUCAAGAGUCUAUUUGACAUGAAGGGAUCACGACGGUUGAGCAAGGCCGGGUCGAGCCGACCUGGAACCAGCCAGUCGAUUCGCGACCCCCCGGCCGGGGCGUAA